Messenger RNA from Vespa velutina, 2101 nucleotides. Its product is annotated as porphobilinogen deaminase. Gene Ontology annotation, molecular function: hydroxymethylbilane synthase activity. Lineage: Eukaryota; Metazoa; Arthropoda; Insecta; Hymenoptera; Vespidae. The record is from RefSeq and is a predicted model, not a curated record. Gene Ontology annotation, cellular component: cytoplasm. The transcript has 6 exons. Bases 415 to 1485 code for a protein of 356 amino acids. Gene Ontology annotation, biological process: heme biosynthetic process.
AUAAAGUUCGGUCAACUUCGGUUAGUCUGUUGCCACGCGCUUCCAUGUGUAGAAGUAGAAAUUAUGCACAUAAGAAUGUAAAAUUUCUAAUAAUUAGCAUAGUUAAUUUCACUUUCUGCUGCAGUGUCAGUGACUGUGAAAUCAAAUAAAAUACAAUAAUAAAAACUAACGAAAGUUCCAAAAUAUAAUGAUUUCAUUUUUAUUCAAGAAAGAAGUUACAAUAUUGUGUAUUAUAGGUUACGGUUUCUCUCAAGUGUAGUGAAAGUAUUUUGUGUCUUUGACCUAAUUAUUCAUUUUUUAUGUGUUGUAUUUGAUCAUGGUAUAUCUCUAAUACAUUCCACAAGAAAAUAAUUCUAUUUUUUUUCAAAGCACUAUCUUAAGAACAUUCGUGCGUAAGUUGAAUUUAUUACCAUAAUGAAUAAAGAGACAUAUGACGUAAUCCGUGUUGGAUCUCGAAAGAGCGAGUUGGCACUAAUUCAAACUAGAUAUGUAAUAGACAGUUUGAAGAAUAUUUAUCCGAAAAAGAAGUUCGAAAUAGUGACCAUGAAUACAAAAGGUGAUAAAAUAUUAGAUAAAUCUUUACCUAAAAUUGGAGAAAAAUCGUUAUUCACAGAAGAAUUAGAACUUGCUUUAGAAACUGGCCGUGUUGAUUUUUUAGUACAUUCAUUAAAAGACUUACCUACAAUAUUGCCACAAGGAAUGGUACUUGGAGCAAUAUUGAAACGUGAAGAUCCACGUGAUGCAGUUGUAAUGUCAAAAAAAUAUAAAGACAAAACAUUAUCUACAUUACCAAAAGGAAGUGUUAUAGGAACUAGUUCAUUAAGAAGAUCAGCCCAAUUAUCUAGAAAUAUGCAGCACUUAACUGUUCAAAAUAUACGUGGUAAUUUAAAUACUAGAUUAAAAAAAUUAGAUGACGAAGACAGCCCAUUUGCUGCAAUUAUUUUAGCCACUGCUGGGUUGAAAAGAAUGGGAUGGGAAGACAGAAUAAGUCAGAUAUUAGAACCAGAAGAAGCUUUGUAUGCUGUUGGUCAGGGAGCAUUAGGAAUAGAAUGCAGAGAAUCUGAUUGGAAAAUAUUAUCUCUUUUAGAACCUUUGCAUGAUGUCGAUACAACAUUGAGAUGUGUAUGCGAGCGAUCUUUUUUAAAAACACUCGGUGGUGGGUGUUCUGCACCAGUUGCAGUUUCUUCCUCUUUAACUGGAAAAGAUUUAACUAUUACUGGAGCAGUAUGGUCCCUUGAUGGUCAAACUUUAAUAAAAGAUACAAUAAAAAGUGAACUUUAUAUACCAGAUGAUGAUGGAGAACCUCCAAAAAAAUGCCCAUAUAGAGAACCCCGCCUAUAUUGCAGUGUUGCGCCAGGUAAUAUAAGUAGCCUAAGUCUUUUAGGUGCAGAACAAUUAGGCAAAGAUAUUGCAGCAAAAUUGAUAAACAAAAAUGCUCUUGAAGUAAUGCUAAGAGCUAGAAACGAAAUUUUAAAUUCUGAUUGAAAAACUACGUUAAUUGUACGAACGAAUUGUUUAUUGUUCCUUAAAAUGGUGCUUUAAAGAGAUAUAGAAUUAAGAAUGUAACGUAAUUGUCAAUUUUAGAUCUUUUUUUAAAUAAUUAUCAGUUAAUUCAAUUUUUAUUUCUUCGUUUCUCCAAUCAAGAAAACAAUUUUUCAUAUUGUAAUAUAUAUAUAUAUAUAAAAUAUUUACGAAAUAUAAAUAAAUCCAAUAAAAUAAUUAACGUUAAUGAUAGAAACAGAGCAGAAUUCAUAUUGUAAAUAAAAACUGAUUCUUUAAUGUAAUUUGCGGAUUCAUUAUUAGUACUAUAACAUGUAUAAAUUACUGAAAUUUACAUAAAACUUUUUAUGUUUUAUUCUAAGUAAAUUCUCCAACUAAAAUUUUGAUUAACAUAUAAUUUUGUACUUUUUAAUAUGAAAGUUCCAUAUAGUAUAUACACUGCCUCUUAUCAAAUUGUUUGAACAUAUGUGAUGUAAUUUCAUGAAUUUACGUAUCAACUGUUCAUCAAAUACUUUUUUAGAUAAAAUACUACAAAAAUAUUAUAUUAUAACUCUCUUUCAUUAUGAAAAAUAUAAAAAUACCAGAUAUAUAGUAUUAUUAU